AUGAAAGUGCGAAAACAACACGGGGGGGAGAGGUAUGCUCUGCCAACACUAACCUCUCGCGCCUUUGCGCGUCCUCCCUCAAUACCUCCGCGAGCACACAGAAACACAAUGCCGGGGGGCGGGGGGUGGGCGAGUGGUGGAACGGGGGGGGCACCCCCCUACUUAGUCCACAUUACCUACCGCUCGGGCCCCAUAAGCCUCGUCCCUCCAACCUCUCGCGUCUCGAGGCCCACUUCGAGCCCCCCAUGGGACUUUUUUUCCACACCUUUUUUAAAAGAAUAA
Molecule: messenger RNA, 282 nt
Organism: Dicrocoelium dendriticum
Lineage: Eukaryota; Metazoa; Platyhelminthes; Trematoda; Plagiorchiida; Dicrocoeliidae
Source: the annotation of a GenBank genome assembly